Hyalella azteca is the source of this 1275-nucleotide messenger RNA. Its product is annotated as macro domain-containing protein CT2219. Gene Ontology annotation, cellular component: nucleoplasm. Gene Ontology annotation, molecular function: ADP-ribosylglutamate-[protein] hydrolase activity. Gene Ontology annotation, biological process: purine nucleoside metabolic process; DNA damage response; peptidyl-glutamate ADP-deribosylation. NCBI's taxonomy places the organism in Eukaryota, Metazoa, Arthropoda, Malacostraca, Amphipoda, Hyalellidae. The record is from RefSeq and is a predicted model, not a curated record.
UCUCAUAAAUCUGCAGCAGCCCAAGACGCUAACAAGUCACUCGACCUUCCUGCUAACUUAGUAAAUGAUGCUGCUCCAGACGCUCGUCAAGCAGUGGAAGAAGAUUCUACUGAAGCUCCUGUCAUUGAACGAGCUUUAUCAGAUUCUUUAGCUGCAGGUGGAAGCAAAAUGCAGACUCAGCCUGAAAAUAAGAAAACGCCGGCAGACAAAUUAUCAAUUUCUGACCGAACUCCUCCUCUGAAGAAGUAUGCAAGUGAACCUCUUGCCCGAGAUGAAUCACAUGCAACUUCUUUUGAAGAAGAUUGGAAGAAAAUAACUUCGCUUCCCCGAGUUAAGAAGCGAGAACUAUACUCGUGCAGAUCUUCUGUUACCUUGGAGGACAUUCCUUCAUGGUCAGAAUAUGCUGUUCAAAAUUCAAUUGCUGUGGAAAAGUCAGUGAAGAAAUACAAACAUAUUCCUAAACUUCCUAUGAAGUUUGCUGUGAACUCAAGUCUGAACACGAAAGUUUCUUUGUUCAUUGGAGACAUCACGGCCCUUGAGAUUGACUGCAUUGUGAAUGCAGCUAACUCAUCCCUGCUCGGCGGGGGAGGGGUGGACGGAGCAAUCCAUAGAGCUGCUGGACCAAGCCUCCUGAAGGAAUGUAGGACCCUACAUGGAUGUCCUACAGGGGACGCUAAAAUCACUUAUGGAUAUAAGCUACCUGCUACACGGGUUAUUCACACUGUUGGCCCCAUAAACGGAGACCGGAUGGACCUGGAAAAUGCCUAUCGGAGCUGCCUCAAUCUGGCACGCGAACAUAAGCUGAGAUCCAUUGCUUUCCCCUGCGUAGCCACGGGAGUCUAUGGCUUCCCAAACGACAAAGCCGCUGAGGUUGUCGUUCCCCUGGUACGAAAAAUACUUGAAUCCAAACCCUCUGAUUUCGAUAGAAUUAUUUUCUGUUUGUUCUUGCCUAUUGAUAUCGAUGUGUAUCAUUACGUCAUGACUCAGGUCUUCCCACUGCAGUAAACUUGGAGAAUUUGCCAUGAGUUUUUCGUUUCAAACAAAUUGCAUUUUGUUAUUAAAUUAAAUUAAUUUGAAGGUUCCACUAAUUUUUCAGUUUCUUGAAGUUCACACGAGCUUAAUUGUGAAGAAAUAUUUUUGGCAUUUAUCCCACGAAUGAAUACUACACUUCUUUUAGAAUUUUCAACCGAAAUAAUAAUUUUGGUGCCUGUUUUUACCUGAUUUUUAAUUAUUAUUCUGAUUCAGUUUUAGAUUUAACCUUAACUCACUUGUGUG